AGGUACCUAGGUACUACCUACCUAAUACAAUGAUCCUUUGCCUAAUACAUUGACUCGGAACGCGCGGUGUGCGUGUCAAUGUCUAUUCCCUUGGGCUCAGGACGCUCACACAAUACUACCUUCUCUUCUACCAUUGGUACCUAUGUCAAACGCUGUGGCCGCUUUGGUCAAACGUCCAUCGCCCCGAGCAAAAAAGUUAUUUAAAUGAAAAAAAUGGCUUCGAUUAGAAAGUAUAUAGAUAUUGGCGCAAACCUUACUGAUGAUAUGUACCAGGGUGUGUAUCAUGGCUCAAAGAAACACGAACCAGACUUAGACAAAGUCCUGAAUAGAAGUUGGAGUUAUGGGAUGGAUAAGAUGAUUAUCACAGGAACCAACCUCCCUGAUAGUAAAAAAGCCAUUGAAUUUGCACACUCAGAUUCCAGACUAUUUUCUACUGUAGGAUGUCACCCAACAAGAUGCAAUGACUUUGUACCUAAUCCGGAGAAAUACCUUGACGGACUACGGGAGUUGAUCACGAAGAACAAAGAUAAGGUGGUGGCCGUUGGAGAGUGUGGACUGGAUUAUGAUCGGUUACACUUUUGUGAAAAGGAUGUACAACUGAAGUAUUUUGAAUACCAAUUGCAGCUGAGCCGAGAGUUCCAUCUACCCUUGUUCCUGCAUUGUCGAGCAGCUGCCGAUGACCUACUGGAUAUAAUUGCCAGAAACCAGGAUAAAGUUGUGGGAGGUGUGGUGCAUUCAUUUGAUGGAACUGAAGAAGCAAUGAACAGGAUUUUGGCUUUGGGAUUGUACAUUGGUAUUAAUGGAUGUUCACUAAGGACUAAAGGGAAUUUGGAAAUAGCAGCAAAAAUACCAACCGACAGACUGAUGAUAGAAACAGACUGCCCCUGGUGUGAAGUGAAGGCGACCCAUCCUGGCUAUGGACAUGUUGUCACAAAGUAUCCGUCAGUAAAGAAAGAAAAAUAUGAUAUUGGGUCCGACAAGCAAGUGAAAGGACGAAAUGAGCCGUGUAAUAUUGUGCAAGUUCUGGAGAUCUUGGCGGCGAUUCGAAAAGAAAACAUUGACGACUUGGCACAGUCCAUUUAUGGUAACACUAAUAAGUUAUUUUUUGAAAAUAAAUGAAUAGAUUUUGUGAUUGAAUUUGUUUUCGUGAUCUUGGAUGCCAGACUAUUCCCCAAUAACUUAAAAAAUACUGUUGUGGCGUAUUUAUUCUUUAUAUUUCAUUUUGUAUUUUUAGCAGUUUUCACACUUUUGAAAAAUUAAAAAUCCAGCUGUAAGAGCCAAAUUUUAUUAUUUAUUUUCUACUUUUUCCGACAUGCAGAACAAUGCUCAAACAAAAAUCAAUAAAUACAAGUUUUUGAGCAUAACGAAGCUCACACAAUUUCUAUUUGCACAUUGAAAGCUAAUAGGGUAAUAUGGAUGAAUCUAUCAACAGAUCAGCUACUUUCAUGGGAGUUAUCAUAAUAAAAAUCGAUUCACUAACAAUAUUUUAUUGUGACUCCUUACAGUUACUCAGCACAUAACAUUAAUCUUGUCAGAGAAAUGGCCGGCCUGACACACUAUGUUCACAAAUUGUAUACAAAUCUAUUAAGAAAUUAUCAUAACAAUGACAAUUCUGUUCAAAAUCUAAUAGAAGUAUGGAUAUAGAUUAGUGAAAAACUGUAAUACUUUGGCACAGACAGAUUUUAAAUUACAAUUAACUUAGUGCCGUUAGUAACAUAGUCAAGGGGCCGUAGUGCUAGUUUGCAAUUCGAUAUCGACUGUCGAUUUUCACACGCAGCGAACCAAUCACAGUAUGGCAUUAUGACGCGACGACAACCACACCGCAAUGUGAUUGGUCCACUGCGUCUCACUACAAAAUGUUUUACCAAUAGAUAUUGAAUACCAAACUAGCCGUUCGACCUCUGUUCACUUUAAAAAUAGUUGUCGGACCGCCACACACUGAAAUUCAUUCCUCUUUUAUAAAAAUUCUGUAUCUCUAAACACAAACUCUCAAACAAAUAAAUAUACUACAGACUUAUACCUAUAUGCUUCAGUUAAAAUAAUUUCAUUAGGUGUUAAUGUACAAUAUGAAAACCCAAGGGUAACUUGGCUUAAAUGCAAACAAGGAAUGUUAAAUUCAUGUCCAAUACUGAUUUGAGAGAUUUAUCAAAAUAAUACUUAAUGAUUAAUUUUGUCAUGACAAAACGAUUUAAAAAUAUAAGUUUUAUGAUAUGAUAUUAUUGCAUUGAUUAAAAGAUAUUCGUUGUUAAUAUAGCCGAUUUGAAAAUUGUACUGUUUUUACAGAAAUAAAUAUGAUUCUCGGGUUUCCAAGGAGUCAUGUGUAGAUGGAGGACAGUGUAAUUUUAUACAUAAUUUGUGCAUUUCGAUUUGUAUAUUAAUAAAUGUGUUACUAAAUUUAGCAACUAGCAAACUGGUAGCAAAAUUAUAUAAAAAAAAAAAUAAACAAUUUCAAAUUAAAAUAAAAUACAGAUGAUACAUAGAUAAAAUUAGUUUUCGAGACAUAGUAAAAUUAAAAAUAUCAGGCCAUUCAUAGGAACGGAAGCAUAGAGAGACAAAAUAUUUACAAUUAAAAUUAAAUACACAAAUAUGGUGUGAACACAGCCUAAAAUUUGAAUUGUUCACCGUUCCAUAGCCAAUGAUGUUACUGGCACGUUGUAAAAGGUAUUCCUCCAUCGGCACAUGGUAGAAUCACAUGGAGUCACCGUGAAGUUCAGGGGAUCUCCGAGUACAGGCUGACCUGCUGCCGGAACCAGUGGAAGUACGUCGUCACGUGCUCCCGCGUCACAUUCAGGGCGGUCUGCGUUUUGUUCUGCAGGAUCUCGGGGGCCCAUUCUCCU
This is a messenger RNA of Plodia interpunctella (Indianmeal moth), 2837 nucleotides long. RefSeq lists its product as uncharacterized. The record is from RefSeq and is a predicted model, not a curated record. The transcript has 6 exons. Gene Ontology annotation, cellular component: cytosol. Bases 205 to 1119 code for a protein of 304 amino acids. NCBI's taxonomy places the organism in Eukaryota, Metazoa, Arthropoda, Insecta, Lepidoptera, Pyralidae. Gene Ontology annotation, molecular function: 3'-5'-DNA exonuclease activity.